Molecule: messenger RNA, 1389 nt
Organism: Sugiyamaella lignohabitans
Lineage: Eukaryota; Fungi; Ascomycota; Dipodascomycetes; Dipodascales; Trichomonascaceae
Exons: 1
Coding region: 1-1389 (462 amino acids)
Source: RefSeq, a predicted model, not a curated record
AUGACAACGCCAACUAACGGUACAGAAUCGCCGGAAUCGGCAGAAGAGCGGGCAGCGCCAGUAACAACACAACCUACAACUGAUCCAGGUCCAGAAAAACCCAAAUUAUCAAAAUGGAAGCAACGCAGGAAGCUGAGGCCAGCCGCCAAAAAAACACCCUCAGUUACUGAAUCAGACAGCGGCUUUUUUAGCAUGGCUCAUAGGUUCUCGAUAGAUGAUGAUGACGAUGAACCUGAUGAUAAAAAGACUGCAGUGGAAGAGUCAGAAAUCAAACCAGAAGCAACCGCAAGUAUGAAUAAGAAGGUUGACAAAAGUUUGAUAUCUAAAUCUAUUGGAUCUGUUGAAAGCGAACUGUCCAAGUUAGCGGGUCAAAGCGAUAUUUCAGCCCAGCCAACGAUGUUGUCAGAUUCGCGCUCGAUACUUGUUAAUGGUAAUAAAACUGCCAGGGAACCUGGAUUUGAGCCUCAGUCAAUGGUGUCAUUUGAUACCAAGCCGAUAUCUAAAAGCAGACCAGCUACUCGGGCUGCUACUACGCAAGCUAAGAAGGCAGCUGAUACUGUUAUUAUUCUGGAUGACUCGGACAAUACGUCGAGUGACAUUGAAAUCGUAGAGGAUUCCACUCCGCCCGACGUAUCAGGAGCCAAAAGAUCAGUAGUGGACCCUACAGACGAUCCCUUCAAUACAAUUCAACAAUUAAAAUUGAGAGCGUUGAAGCGAAAGAAAGUUGAAAAUGUGUUCGAGGUAUCUGUAAACAUAUCAAGCGACAUGCCAGAACUGGGCAAUUGCAGGUCAACUGUAAUGACCAUGAAGAGCAACGAGCCAUUUGGUGUGCUGAAAAUAUUGUAUACUAAACAUUGCGUAGAAAAUCGACUGAACUAUUUUGAACCAAAGGCUAUUGAAUUGUUGAUAGAAACUGCCGUGCUUGUUUGGAAUGACACUGUACUAAAUGAAGAUGUUGUGACACCCAGUUCUCUAGGAAUUACGAAUGCCAACUCUGUGAUGAGUAUUAAUAUUAUGUCUCGAUUUGACUAUGACAAUAAACAAAAGAGUAGUGUUGAAAGACUGCUAAGUGAAGAAAAUUACACUUUGCAAGCAAUUUUGGCAAGUACUUCAACACAAACGGAUACGAGAGAAUUGCAAAAACCUGAUAAUUUGGGUCCUGCUUAUUUCAGAGUCAGACUCAAAGAUAAGGAUAACGCUCAGUUUGAAGUUAGAGUCAAUAGCGAAACCAAGAUCUCGAAGCUUGUGGACUUUUAUCUCCGUAAUAAAAACUUACCACAGAAUACCAAGAUUCGACUUGAUUUUGACGAGGAACCUUUAGACCUGGACGGUGUUGUGGGUGAUACUGAACUAGAAGAGGACUAUACCAUCCAUGUUUAUAUACUUUAA